AUGCACGCACUCCUCAACGAACCGCUAUAUGAGUAUUUCGAUAUAUUUAUUCUCCAAGACAUUUGGUGGGGCCGUAUUGGCUCCCAAAAAGACACUAAUCCCAACAAACAGAAUAUUUAUGGCACUGUCGCCUCCACUAACUUCCUAUGUAUUAUCCCCCCAGGCUUCAACACGGUUGAGGGGCCAGGGGUAGCCAUAUAUAUACGCAACAAUCGCAACAUCCAUCCUCAAUUCUCUAACAUCUCACCCAUUCAUAAAGAUAUUCUUGCAGUGGACCUCAAACUACACGACUCACCCCUAACCAUCAUCAACUGCUACCCCCACGGCAAGAGCCUCAAAGACACCGUCGACGCCAUCACCAACAUCAACAUCCCCAUGGAUAGACCAUGCAUAAUGGUUGGGGACUUCAACCUACAUCAUCCCGAGUGGGCCCUCACAGGCUCCAAGUGGGAGCAACACCGACCCAACGCACAAGAAAGGAUGUUUAAGGCAUACGCUGAGUACCAGGACCUCCACGUCCUUAAUCACCUCUCUCUCCCCACACAUAUCGUCCCAAGAUCACCCGCCUCCAACGCCAUAAUAGAUCUUACACUCCUUAACAGCCGAGCAGUGGACGCGUGGCCAAACCUCAAUUGGGAGGUAGAAGCCCAGUCCUCUGGCAAGUCACUAGGGUCUGACCAUAUGGCCAUCACAUGGACCAUAGGCCCUCACGAUCAAGCCGAGUCUGUUGGGGUCACGGAACCGUCCCCCAGACACCUUAUAGAUACCAGCCGCCAAAAGAAGUGGACCCAAGAAUACAUGCGGCAAGUCCAGAAGAACCCCCCUCCCACAGAUCCCUCGGUAGCCGAAGACGCAGAUAGGAUGACCUCCAUAAUCCUAGACGCCAUGUCAAAUGCUACCCGCUUAGUCAUGCCAUCACCCCCGUGUCAAAAGAGGGCCGGUCCAGUUAGAUCCCCAUGGUGGACAGACGAGUGUUCUGAGGCGGUUCACAACCUCAAACACAACCCUGACCAAAAACCAAAGGAACAGCUGAGAGCGGCCUUACGAGGUGCCAUCAGAAGGGCCAGAAAAAGCCGAGGGGACAAGAUCUUGGCAGAGAUCUCUACCCAACGCGUUUUUGACGUCCUAAAAUGGUACCAGGGUAAGCGGCGUUCCAUCAUCCCCCCUAUCCGCCAUCCAUCUCUAGACAUCACAGCCACACAUCCACACGACAAAGCUAAACACCUAGGCCUGCAAUUCUUCCCACGAGUCAACUCCCCCCACGUGACGCUAGAACCACUCGGCCUCAAGAGCACCCCACGAAGGCCACACCAACCCAUUACCUCAGCAGAAGUCAGAUCCGCGCUUGAACUCACAUCCAACCGUUCUGCCCCAGGCGCCUUUGGAUCCAACUAUCGACUGCUCAAAUGGGCCUUCAACGCCUCCCCAGAUAUCUUUGUCAACCUGUUCAACCUAUGUCUAGAGAUUGGAUACCACCCCACCGCCCUCCGUAACUGCAUCAUUGCCCCCAUCCCCAAACCCAACCGUGCCGACAUGUCCACCCCCAAGAAUUACCGCCCCAUUGCGCUACUGGAGACACUUUCCAAACUCCUCGAAAAAGUUGUCACGGCGAGGCUCCUACAUGAGGCCGGGGAACACAACCUAAUCCCCCAAGCGCAAUUUGGGGGAAAGGACAUCACGUCAUGCACAGAUGCAGGGCUAUGCAUGGUACACGACAUCCGCACAGCAUGGAAGAACAACAAGGCAACCUCCCUAUUAACUCUAGAUGUGUCAGGUUACUUCAACAACGUCGACCACUCCCGCCUGAUCUACACUCUAGACCGCCUUGGGUACUCGACCAACAUUUGCAAUUGGCUGAAAUCUUACUUAAGCAACCGCACAGCACAAUUCCGCAUUGAUGGCGUCCUCUGCCCACACUUCCAACUGCCCAAUGUUGGCAUCCCACAGGGCUCUCCUCUAUCCCCCGUCCUCUCUUCGCUAUACUCCAUCCCCCUCCUCCUUGCUUCUACAGAUCCUCAAGCACACUCCUUCGCCUAUAUCGACGAUUUCACCAUCCUCGCUUACAGCCACUCCCAUCAAGAAAAUAUCAACAUCAUCUCUGAAGUUACCAAGAACAUCAACCAAGUUGCCAUCAAACUAGGCCUAGAAUUUGAACUCCCUAAGUCUGAUCUUAUCCAUUUCAUUUGCUCUCCUAAAACCCCUCACUCCAACCCAUCACUAACCUUUUCCCACUCCGGUACAGAUACUACCAUCAGUCCAAAAGAUGUAGUCAGAUGGCUGGGGUUCUUUCUGGACAGAAGGCUCAACUUCAAGGAACACAUCCAGACCAUGGCCAUCAAAGCCAAGGCCACGCUGGCCGGUCUACGGAUGCUAGCCAACUCCCAGAACGGACUCUCAGUACGUCACGCACGCAUCUUGUUUAAGGCUAGUGUCACCCCAAUCUUGACCUAUGGGCUCCCUCUGUGGUUUCAUGGGCGCAGGCAGUUGUCGUUGCUCGAGCCACUUAGGAAAGUCCAGAAUCAAGGCUUGAGGUGGAUACUUGGUGCCUUCCAAACCACUCCCUCCAGAUGCAUGGAACACCUCGCUUCCAUACCCCCCCUUCAUAUCGCAUGCCUCAGAAUUAUCGAAAACCUUGCUAGGAAACUUAAGUCCAUACCCGCACUUGCCGAAGUCGCGCGCAGACUACCGCCAGAAUGGGACUCCUCCACGGAGCGCCAACACAAUCCCAAGUCCCCCAUCACUUUCGCGGCUUCACUCUCGCACCCGGACAUAGAAUUCAUCACACCGUACCUCGUUCACCCAUCCAAACCCCCAGUACCUUGGCCAGGGCAGCUCGAAAUCGAACAUAAAUCACCCGCCCCAUCGAAGAAAGCUGCCGCCAAGAUCAUCCAGAACGAAAUAGACGAAGCCGAAAGCAACCACCUGGGAAACACCGUCCAUGGAUUCUCAGACGGGCAUGCCGGAACCCUCAAUGGCAUCCCCAAGGUCGGCCUCGGAUACAUCGUCAAAUACGGGCGACAAACCCUAGCAAGGAAUUCACAUAGCAUCGGCCCUAGAGCCAACAUAUACGACGCUGAAAUGUUAGGGAUCGCCAUGUGCCUUAACAGUGCAGCCCGUAUAGCCGAGCAAGUUCAGGCAAAGCGAAUCAUCAUAUACUGCGAUAAUCAAGCGGCCGUCAAAGCCAUAUCAUCACUACACAGACACCCCGCCCAAUACGCAUCGAGAAUUUUCCAUCAACACGCCCAACAGUUCCUGGGAAAAGACCCGUCCCGCCACAUCACGAUCAAGUGGCUACCAGGACACUCCAAAAUAGAUGGAAAUGAACUCGCAGAUGAAGCAGCGAAGGGGAGCGAGAUGCUCCAACCCACCCCCGUUUUCAACAGAACUAUAACAUGGGCAAGAACUAGAGCCACGAAAAGAGCCACGGCGAAUUGGGGCAAAAUCUGGAACGAACACACCACAGCUCGUCCAGACUCGGGCACCUACAUACCGCGACCACCCGCCCUUAAACUACACCCCAUAUUCAACCGGCCUACAUACCCCCGAAACGUACAAUGCCGACUAGUCCAAUUCCUCACCGGACACGGCUUCUACGGGGCGUAUAGCGCUCGUUUCCACUCCCACAUCGACCCGCAAUGCCCAUGCGGCGAACCAUCACAAACGCCCGAGCACAUGCUCAUGUUCUGUCCCGAGACGGAAAAAUACAGGCACAUCAUUACUGACGUAUCGCCUGAACACUCCUGGGAGGAGAUUUUCGGAACACUGCCGGGACUGGAGGCAGUAUCUGAGUUCAUACUGAAGUCGGGAAUCGGAAAGUGUAGAGAUCCGCCGGCAGCCGCUCAACCUCUGUAG
Molecule: messenger RNA, 3852 nt
Organism: Rhizoctonia solani
Lineage: Eukaryota; Fungi; Basidiomycota; Agaricomycetes; Cantharellales; Ceratobasidiaceae
Product: Reverse transcriptase (RNA-dependent DNA polymerase)
Exons: 1
Coding region: 1-3852 (1283 amino acids)
Molecular function (GO): RNA-DNA hybrid ribonuclease activity; nucleic acid binding
Source: RefSeq, a predicted model, not a curated record